ACAUGCUAAAAGGCAAAAUAAUAAAAAAAAAAAAGAAGGAAUAGUUUUCUUUUUUUUUCUUCUUCUUCUUCUUCUCUCUUUUGUAUUUUGAAUUAAAAAAAAAAUAUUAACAUCGUACAAAACGUCCCCCCUUUUCUUAUUAGAUAAUCGACUUUCACGUACCCUUUCUCACAAGUCUCACGUAACUAAACUCUACAAUACAACGCCGUCCAUGGGUAGCAUCGACUCUUUCCAAAGACAGCAACAUAAUGAAGAAAAGCGAGAUAGCAAGUUCAAGGGCGUAUUGGAUAAGUUUGUUGACCUGAUGUCCGCCAACAACAAUAACUCGCUCGAAAUGCCGAUGGAUAUAUCUGGACCGAUGGAUAUCUCGUCUCCUUAUAAUACAAGACAUGUCACGCAUGUUGGUUUUGAUGCAAAUACAGGUGAGUUUACGGGUCUACCAAGAGAAUGGCAUACACUUUUAAAGUCAAGUGGUAUAACUCAGAUCGAACAGGAGACAAAUCCACAGGCUGUCAUUAAUGCCAUUGAAUUUUAUCAAGAAGCAAGAGAAUUAGAUGAAGCCGUUUGGCAUAAAAUUCCAAAAACACUCACCAAUCGAUCCACCACAGAAUCCAUUCCAGAAACUACCGCACAAAAGGGAAACGCCUUGACAAAUUCAUUGCGUCGAUUAUCCAAAUUAAAGUUUCCCGACUACAGCUCCAAACGUGCCUCUAUGGUCUCUAAUCGUUCUUCCCUUGUACUGGACAAACCCAAGCCAGAAACCACCACCCAACAGCAACAACAACAACAACAACAAGAGACCCCUACGGAAGAAGGAGAUUAUCCGCCCGUUGUUAAACGUAAGGCCAAAGAACCCAAAGCAGCCGAAUUCGAUAUCGUAAAACAGUUGCAGGAUAUUUGCUACAAUAUCGAUCCCAACGAUAUCUACCGUGACAUGGUCAAAAUCGGUCAAGGUGCGUCGGGCGGUGUGUUUAUAGCUUAUCGCAAGACAGGAGACAAAGGCAUGACACCCGUUGCCAUCAAACAAAUGAACCUAGAACAACAACCCAAGAAGGAACUCAUCAUUAAUGAAAUUCUCGUCAUGAAGAAAUCACAAAACAGUAAUAUUGUCAAUUACUUGGAUUCGUAUCUCUGGAAAGGUGAUUUAUGGGUCGUCAUGGAGUAUAUGGAGGGUGGUAGUUUGACCGAUGUCGUCACAUGCAAUAUGAUGAUGGAGGGUCAAAUUGCUGCGGUCUGUAAAGAGGUCUUACAAGGUUUGGAUCAUUUACAUUCCAAUGGUGUGAUUCAUAGAGAUAUCAAGAGCGAUAAUAUCCUGUUGAGCAUGCAAGGUGAUAUUAAACUGACCGACUUUGGGUUCUGUGCGCAGUUAAAUGAGAGUCAAACCAAGCGUACGACGAUGGUAGGUACACCGUAUUGGAUGGCACCUGAAGUAGUGACACGUAAAGAAUAUGGAUCCAAGGUCGAUAUCUGGUCUUUGGGUAUUAUGGCUAUUGAAAUGAUUGAAGGGGAACCACCUUAUUUAAACGAAAACCCGUUACGUGCCUUGUAUUUGAUCGCCACCAAUGGUACACCCACCUUACAAAGCCCCGAAUCCUUAUCUGUGGACUUUAAGGAUUUUUUGGCUAAAUGUUUAUUGGUCGAUCCCGAAUUAAGACCCUCCGCUGCUGACAUGCUACAACAUCCAUUUUUGAAAUUGGCUGAUCCUUUAAGAUCUCUUUCUCCCUUAAUUCGUGCUGCAAGAGAAAGUGCCAAAACCGAAAAUUAAAAAAAAAAAAAAAUAUAUAAAUACCCCCAUUCCCCCUUUUUUUGUACCACACACACUAUACCUUUCCCUCCCUUUUACUAC
Messenger RNA from Mucor mucedo, 1846 nucleotides. Its product is annotated as kinase-like domain-containing protein. Bases 212 to 1765 code for a protein of 517 amino acids. Gene Ontology annotation, cellular component: cytoplasm. Lineage: Eukaryota; Fungi; Mucoromycota; Mucoromycetes; Mucorales; Mucoraceae. The transcript is spliced from 6 exons. The record is from RefSeq and is a predicted model, not a curated record. Gene Ontology annotation, biological process: regulation of MAPK cascade; intracellular signal transduction; protein phosphorylation. Gene Ontology annotation, molecular function: ATP binding; protein serine/threonine kinase activity.